AUGCCUUCCGCACCGAAACCUUUCAAAUCCAGUCUUACCGAUGUGAGUUGUUCGAUUUCUCAAAUAGUUUUAUACACCUUUCGAGUGGUCCUAUCACACUUUGAGUGUUGUUGCUCUGAACGCCGCGUCCAUAGUUUGAGAAAUCUUUGCAAUCUGCUGGAUUCCAUCAUGAAACUUUUACACAAGUCAAAACCAUUUUCAUUUUCAGGCCCAGUGGUUUCGACUUCGCGCGACUAUCAACAGACAUAACCCGAAUGGAAUAAUGGCGCCACUGCGUAACGUCAAUCACGUCCGUCGCGAUCUUUACGAGAAAGCGGUUCGCGCCUGGGAUCGUGCAGUCGAGGAAGAUGAGCGUCGAUGGAAGGAGUAUCAGGAGGCGCUCAACCCGGUAACCAUAAUACAUUCGUUUAGGAGCACUCAAAGUAUUCAUUCCCAUUCUUACUCAUUCUCUGUAAGACUCAAGUAAUACAUAGGAAAGGAUUUCUAUGUGAGCAUGUAGUAUAGGUUUGAGUAGCGAUAUGCAGUCUUACAAAGGACAGGUUAUAUAACAGAAUUUUCAGCCUCUUCGUCGCUCGACCCGUCCGUCCAUCCCUCCAAUCCGAUUCCAAGCUGGAUCGUCACAGUAA
Molecule: messenger RNA, 626 nt
Organism: Caenorhabditis sp. 36 PRJEB53466
Lineage: Eukaryota; Metazoa; Nematoda; Chromadorea; Rhabditida; Rhabditidae
Source: the annotation of a GenBank genome assembly